CCUUCACGGAAACCGGAUGUGGCUCAGGGUAGGAAGUUGUUGCGGAGUUUGAAUCACUUUGAGCGGCCAAAUCAGUGCCUAUUUUAAGUCCAUUAGUGCAGAAGGCACCAUGAGUCUGCACGAUGACACUCCAGAGCGACUGGACGCAGACUUCGACCGUUACCUGUCAGACAUGAAGCCAUAUGUCCUGAAGCACCCCAACAGAACAGAGCGCCAACGGUGCGCCAUGUGGAUCAGGAAGCUUUGUGACCCGACCAUGUGUGGCUCAGGACCAGUUGGGCUGAAGAAUCGCAACAUGUACGCUCGCCUGCUUCUGCACAUGCUCAGAAGAGGAGUCCUGGAUGCCCCUUUCACUGUCAAGCCGGAUCAGGGCUGCCUGAAGACUCUACCAACUUACAUGGCGAUCUACUUCGACGAGCCCCUGGGCGCCAGCGGGCCAGCGGUACAGGAAGUGGCACCGCUUCCUGAUUGGGUGGCAGGAGAGCUCGGCCACCACGGAUCCGACAGGACCAAGAGGUCUUCCUCCCCCACCUCUGUCACUCACUCCAGAAGGCGGCCGUAUGACGAGAAGACCCCAUGCCGGAAAUUGGCGUCCAGUCCUCUCGACCAGUCCCCUAGAAGAGAACACACCGGCAUGGUGGACGGUGUGUCGAAGCCGUACGCAUCCCCAGAUGACAGUGACCUUGAGGCCCGGCUCAACAGCUGGAACCUAGGGAUCGAAAACCCCAGGUAUUUGCGUGAGAGGCCCAUCGCCCCGUCGCCGAUUGCUCCAUCACUCCAGAUGUUCAACUCGACCAUUGGUAGGAACAGCACAUAUCUUGAUGAAACAGCCCCGCUGCACAAACAGGACAAAGAGGUGGAGAUGAAAAUCAAAGUGUUGGAGGCCAAACAUCAGGAGGAGCAGCUCAGGAUGCAGCAGAGACAUGACUCAGACGUCCAAAAAAUUCUGGACAGAAAGAAUGGUGAGAUUGAGGAGUUAAAGGCGUCAUACCGGGCCAAGCAGAAGGGCUCAGAGGAGAUGAUCCACAAGCUGGAGAAGAAAGUUGAAAGCGGGCUGCGGGAGUCCCAGGUCAUCCGCGAGAGCAAAGAGAAGCAGAUUGCGGAGCUGAAGAAGAUGUCGGAUCAGAGCUCCAGCUCCCUGCACAACGAGUGGGAGAAGAAGCUCCACGCGGCGGCUGCAGACUUGGAGCAGGAGAAGUUUGUGCUCCAGAAGAAACACACGCAGAGCAUCCAGGAGCUACUGGACGACACCACCCAGAGGCUGACCAAGAUGGAGGCCCAGUACAGAGCUCAGGCACAGUCCACGGAGAGGACAGUGCGUGAGCUGGAAGUGACGGUGAAGCAGCAGUCGGCGGAGGUGGAGAAGGGCAAGGCUCUGCGUCAGAAGGUGACCCAGGAGAAGGGCCAGCUGGAGAUCCAGGUGGCCACCCUGGGCGCUGAGCUCCAGGAGGCUAGCCGACGAAGCAUGGCGCUGCUGAAGGAGAAGGAGGAGCAGAGUGAGCAGUACAAGCAGGCCUCCGAGAGGCUCCGGGCCACGCACCAGGCCGACAUGAGCCACUAUCAACAGGAACACGCCCUCUCUGCUGCCAAGGCCUCGGAGGUGAUGGAGGAAAUGGAGCGGGUAGCCUCCCAGCUCAGGCAACAGCUACAGGAGGCUGAGCACAGGAGACAGAAACAGCUCCGGGACCAAGAGAUCAAGUUUCAGCAGGAGAAGGAUGACCUGCAGAUCCACUGCGAGGGGAAGGUUCUGACUACUCUGAGCAAGGCGGAGAAGGAGAGAACAGAGGCGAAGAAGAUGACGGCCAAACUUGAAGAGUCUCUCAGGGAGGCGGAGGGCCAGCUGGAAAGAGCCAGAGAGGACCACAGGCAGCAGGUCCGGCAGGCUGAGGCCUCUCUGGAGCAGUUCAGGCAGCAGGUUGAGCUUAGUUCGGAGAAGACCUAUGCCGACAUGAAACUACAGAUGGAGAAGGUGGAGGAGGAUUUGCUUCACUCCAAGGCCCUCCGAGAAAACCAGACAAAGGAGUUCUCCCAGAAACUAGACGCACUCCGGGAAAGAUACGAGGAGCAGAUGGCGGAGCAGCGCGUGCAGCGGGAGCAGGAGAGGACGCGACUCCAGCAGCAGCACAGCGCCGAGCGGGACAGCCAGGCCCGGGAGCGCCAGCGGGAGGUGGGCAGCCUGGAGAGACAGGCCCGGGCCGCCCUGCAGCAGCACCAGCUGCACACCCAGGAGUGGAGGGAGCGCGAUGCCCAGACCAUCUCAGAGCUGGAGGAGCAGGUGGGCUGUCUGCGGCAGGAGGUGGCGGCGGCCCAUGGCCAGAGGAAGCAGCAGCUGGCGGAGGUGGCGACGCUCCGCGAGGAGGAGCGCCGCCGCGAUGCCCAGGACCACGAGGCCUCGCUGGCCGGCCACCAGGCCGAGGACCAGCGUCUCCGCGGUAUCGCCCAGAAAGCCCACCGCCAGGAGGUGGAAGCCGUCAGGGAGAAGGCCAGCAGCAGGCUGAAGCAGAUGGAGAAGGACCACGCUCAGAAGCUUGCCAAGUCUAUCCAGCUGAUAGCCCAGCUGCAGACGUCAGUGUGUGACUGUAAGGAGGAGGCUGUGCGUGUGCAGCAGAGCCUGGAGAGACAGCUGGAAGAGGGCCAGGCUCGCUGGGACCAGGAGAGACGGACCCUAAGCCACCACGCUGACAAGGCCCACAAGGCUUUGCAGGAAAAAGCGGAGGGUCUACAGCGGCAGUUGCACUCCUCUGAGAAGAAGCUGCUCAACAAAGAGUUGGAGAUGCAGGAACAGGUGACGGCAGUGCGGCAGGACUGCGAGGUGAGGAUCAAAGGCCUGCUGCCGGCAGAGCUCCAACGGGAGCUGGAGGACACCAUCACCUCCCUCAAGGCCCAGGUCAACUUCCUCCAGAAGAGAGCCUCGCUACUGCAGGAGGAUCUGGAUGCACAUCGCAAGGGUAAUGCCGUACCACUUCUCUAACACAGGUAACGGGAAAUAUACCAGCAACCAACCCAUUGAAAUAUGAAGGAAGAAGGCGACCUAUCAGAUGUGAGCAUCAUUGACUGUUUCCGGGGCGGCAUUUCACCCAAUCGUCAUGCCAUUGGAAUAUUCAUCUUUUUUUAUGCACUCAUGUCAUGUUUUUUUUAUUUCACACUGUAUUUAUUAACUGAUGAACUUUGAAUGAAGUAUGAUUGUUCUA
Molecule: messenger RNA, 3191 nt
Organism: Gadus chalcogrammus (walleye pollock)
Lineage: Eukaryota; Metazoa; Chordata; Actinopteri; Gadiformes; Gadidae
Gene: cep112
Product: centrosomal protein 112
Exons: 27
Coding region: 110-2971 (953 amino acids)
Source: RefSeq, a predicted model, not a curated record